This is a messenger RNA of Peromyscus maniculatus bairdii (prairie deer mouse), 4634 nucleotides long. It is a transcript of the gene Nr1d2, whose product is annotated as nuclear receptor subfamily 1 group D member 2. The record is from RefSeq and is a predicted model, not a curated record. Gene Ontology annotation, biological process: negative regulation of transcription by RNA polymerase II; cell differentiation; positive regulation of transcription by RNA polymerase II. NCBI's taxonomy places the organism in Eukaryota, Metazoa, Chordata, Mammalia, Rodentia, Cricetidae. Gene Ontology annotation, molecular function: zinc ion binding; RNA polymerase II cis-regulatory region sequence-specific DNA binding; nuclear receptor activity.
GAGCGGGCGGAGCGGCCGCACCGCCGGCGGCGGCGGCGGAGGAGGGGGUGUGCGCGGGUCACAUGGUCGGGGCGCCCUCCCCGUCAGCUGCCGUGCCCGCCGCCGAACGCUGCCACAGGAAGCCGCUGCCCCGCGCUUCUGCCGGGUGGCCCGCAGGAGCCGCCCGCGCCCGGUGCUCAUGAGGCGGGCCCGCGAGCCCCACCGCCUGCAGCCCCGGGCGGCGCGGUGAGGGCCGCACCCCGCCGAGCGCCAUGGAACUGAACGCGGGAGGUGUGAUUGCCUACAUCAGUUCCUCCAGCUCUGCCUCUAGCCCUGCCUCUUGUCACAGUGAGGGUUCUGAGAACAGUUUCCAGUCCUCAUCCUCGUCUGUUCCAUCUUCUCCAACUAGCUCUAACUCUGAUGCCAACGGCAAUCCCAAGAACAGUGACAUCUCUAGCAUCGAAGGUGUCUUGAAGAGUGAUCGCCCAGAUUGUCCUGUGAAAGCAGGCAAACCUGGUGCUCCUGGCAUGACCAAGAGUCACAGCGGUAUGACAAAAUUUAGUGGCAUGGUUCUACUGUGUAAAGUCUGUGGGGAUGUGGCGUCAGGAUUCCACUAUGGAGUUCAUGCUUGUGAAGGCUGUAAGGGUUUCUUUCGGAGGAGCAUUCAGCAAAACAUCCAAUACAAGAAGUGCCUGAAGAAUGAGAACUGUUCGAUCAUGAGGAUGAACAGGAACCGAUGCCAGCAGUGUCGCUUCAAGAAGUGUCUGUCAGUGGGAAUGUCAAGAGAUGCUGUUCGAUUUGGCCGGAUUCCUAAGCGGGAAAAACAGAGAAUGCUAAUUGAAAUGCAAAGCGCAAUGAAGACCAUGAUGAACACCCAGUUCAGUGGCCAUCUGCAAAAUGACACCUUAGUGGAGCGGCAUGAACAGUCAGCCCUACCAGCUCAGGAACAGCUGCGGCCCAAGCCCCAGCUGGAGCAAGAAAACCUCAAAAGCUCUCCUCCUCCCUCUUCUGAUUUCGCGAAGGAGGAAGUGAUUGGCAUGGUGACCAGAGCCCACAAGGAUACCUUUCUGUAUAAUCAAGAGCAUCGAGAAAACUCGGCUGAGAGCAUGCCACCCCAGAGAGGAGAACGAAUCUCCAGGAAUGUGGAGCAAUAUAAUUUAAAUCAUGACCACUGUGGCAGCAGGCUUCACAGCUACUUUCCCUGUAGUGAGAGCCAGCAGCAUCUCAGUGGACAGUACAAAGGGAGGAACAUGAUGCAUUACCCAAAUGGGCAUGGCAUUUGUAUUGCAAAUGGACACUGUGUGAACUUCUCCAGUGCUUACACUCAAAGAGUCUGUGAUAGAGUUCCAAUAGAUGGAUGUUCUCAGAAUGAGAACAAGAAUAGUUACCUGUGCAACACUGGAGGGAGGAUGCAUCUGGUUUGUCCUAUGAGCAAAUCUCCAUAUGUGGAUCCUCAGAAGUCUGGGCAUGAAAUCUGGGAAGAAUUUUCAAUGAGUUUUACACCAGCAGUAAAAGAAGUGGUGGAAUUUGCAAAGCGUAUUCCUGGGUUCCGAGAUCUGUCUCAACAUGAUCAGGUCAACCUUCUAAAAGCUGGCACUUUUGAGGUUCUAAUGGUACGAUUUGCUUCAUUGUUUGAUGCAAAGGAGAGGACUGUCACAUUUCUAAGUGGGAAGAAGUACAGUGUGGAUGACCUGCAUUCAAUGGGAGCAGGAGAUCUGCUCAGUUCUAUGUUUGAGUUCAGCGAGAAGCUGAAUGCCCUCCAGCUCAGUGAUGAGGAGAUGAGUUUGUUCACAGCAGUUGUUCUGGUGUCUGCAGAUCGGUCUGGAAUUGAAAAUGUCAACUCAGUGGAAGCUUUGCAAGAAACGCUUAUCCGUGCACUAAGGACCUUAAUAAUGAAAAACCAUCCAAAUGAGGCCUCCAUUUUUACAAAAUUACUUCUAAAGUUGCCAGAUCUUCGAUCUUUAAACAACAUGCACUCUGAGGAGCUCUUGGCCUUUAAAGUUCACCCGUAAGGCCUUGAAACAUGAACUGAUGCUAACUGUACAUUUUAUGCUAAGAUUCUUAUUUAUAUGUGUAUACUAUAUGUGGAAUUAGAAAAGACCUUAGACAGUGCCAGGUUCUGGGCUGUCUCUGUAGUCAGUUACCAGUAGCUGUUUGGAUGAGAACUCAUUGCCAUGUUAGACAUUGGCCCUUCCACCCCUGUAGACCAAUCAGCUGUGUUGUACUUAGACUGGAGAAGUUACAAUGAGUUAUAAUCACACUGAAUGUUAGACUUUUUCAUCUGCCAAAGCCAAAAUACCAUUUGAUCUCCCUGUGGUAUAAAUCUAACACACACUGCAGAUACCGGAGGACGUAGACAUUAACCCUUUGUGCUGAGAAUCUUGCUGUACCACGAGACUGAAAUGUGGUAAGGGAGACUGAGAGCCAAGAGGUCUUUACGUGUUUGGAUUUUGCUCUGCAAAUGUCAAAGUGCAUGGUCCUGGUAGUCCCUGGUUGUGGAAAAUGAUAAUUGAUAUCCAUGAAGCAUAUUUACCUCUUGGGAGAUAGGCACUAUGUAAAUAAGGUGAAGUUUUUAUUAUAAUUGCUCAUAAUAAUAUUCUUGUCUUAUUUCUAAGCAUUUCUUGGAAACUGUUUGACAGUCCACACCAAUCUGUUCAGGGUUCCUGCUCCAAGUGGGGGACCCUAUUGAUAAACACAUAUUCCAGGUUUAUGGACACCUCAGAUAGUAUGUGUACAUAGUGUGUAUGUGAAUAUAAUUAUAUAUAAAAUCUUACUUCACAAUAUUUUAAACUGUGAAGAACUUUAUCGUACAAUAAACUUAAACAAGAGGUGUCAAGGACCCAAAUUAGGUGCAUUUUACCCGCUGCUGCUGAUGGAUAACCAUUGCUUUACGACCUUUAGGUGGUAGAAUACUGAAAUUAUGCUCUAUUUUUGUUUAAGCAACAUUUAAUGUAAAAGUGUGAUGGGCAGUCAAAUCAGAUUUCAGAAAAAAACAUGUAUUUUAGAGUGCAUCUUUGGUGUAAAAUCCGCAGUUAAAGACACUAGGUGUUUCAGAGCAUUUCAGCUUUCUCCCUUGUGCUAAUAGAGGUGGUAUUGCUGCCUCUUACCUGCUGCAGGUGGAUGGAAGAUUUGGAUUCUAUGUGGAGGAUGAAGUUCUGUUUAAGGAAACUUCGUUACCCUGUUGGCAUAUGUGUGCCAAGUCCACUUUUCUUUCUUUCCCUAAAUAACACUACAGGGAUUUUGUCAAAUUAGAUACAAUAUAAUUGGAAAAACCUUUUAGUGGGUGACCUGCCUACAGGCUUAAAGAUCGUGGUAGGAGAGAUAGCCAAAGUUGAAGAUUCCUGAACAUUUCCCCCCCUGGAAAAUAGCAAUUAAUUAUACUUUCUGUGUAAUGUUUGGAUUAUGUGAAAUUGUAAAGACGUUAAGAAUAUGCUUGACUAUUUUAAGCCUGUUACUUUUGUGACAUGUAAGCAGAAUGCCUUAUUUUGUAGUCUAACUUGUUGCUACAGGAUCUGAAUUUCUGUGGCACAGUUAAGAGAGCUUGAAAAAGAUAAACCCUUGUUGUCAAAGAGGAAAGCUGAUGGUGUGUCUGUCAUACAGUAGGGACCAUAACAGCUGUUUACCUUCACUGGGUAUGGCUUUCAUGGGAUAUAUAACUAGGUUUUGUGAAUCCUUCACAUGAUAGCAUUAUCCUUUUAUAUUUUUUUUCUAGAAUAAACAAAUGCAUAGUUUUCUUCUAUGGGGAAAUAGAGAGCUUUUUGAAAUAAUACUGAAAACCUCAAAGAUUAUGUUGAUUCUUCAUUUUUGCCUUUGACAUAAGUGUCUUUAUAACAUGUAUCUUUAAAGUAGUUAAGUCUUUGGGAAUAUGUAACUAGGACUGUUAGUAUUGCUUGUAAUGCUUUAGUUAGGGUUAGUAUAUACAUGUACACACUUAAAUAUAAGCAUGUAGAUUUGCAUUUUGUCUCGUAAAAUUUUAUUUCAAUAAAUUCUUCCUAUAGUAAUGGGAAACAAAAUCCAUAGUUCAUAUGCCACAUGUAGUAUUUCUGUAUUUGAAAGUUGCCCAAAUACAAGCAUUCUAAUUCUAAAUUAAACCAGCAGCCUAAUACAAGCACACUCUUUGAUUGAGUCAUGGUUAAACAAUUAAUAAAUGACAUCAGCCAGAUAGGGAACUUCUGAGUCAGUGGGAAGCGGGCACUUUUGAUAAUAAUGUACUGUAUGAAUUAAGUGAUGCUUUAACUCUGACUUUAUGGUUCAAGGUUAAAAUAUGGGCAUUAUGUCACCAGACUUAUGGGCAUUAUGUUAGCAAGAUGAACCAUUUUUUUUCCUGUGCUUUUAGUGUGUCUUUACAUGAUCUGAGAGAGGAUUCCAGCUUUCAGAGAGCAAUAGCUGAGGGAAUAGAGGGACAUUUUGAGAUGAAGUUUGUUGUUAUGGUGAUGGUUUAAUUGCAGAUUAAAAAUAUUUCAGUAGAUUAGUGUUAUUUUCAUCUACAUUCUAAAAAAUUACCAUUGUUAUUGGGUCAGAAUUGAUGUGUGUUAUGUAAACAUUGCAAAGCAAAGCUGUGAGAGGAGUUCAGAUAGAUGUAUUCCUGUGCACGAGAGCAAACACCUGUCUCAAUUGUUUUUUCUUUUUUUGCAAUAUAAAGUUUGCUGAAUGUA